Molecule: messenger RNA, 1954 nt
Organism: Seriola aureovittata
Lineage: Eukaryota; Metazoa; Chordata; Actinopteri; Carangiformes; Carangidae
Gene: chek1
Product: checkpoint kinase 1
Exons: 14
Coding region: 205-1590 (461 amino acids)
Biological process (GO): DNA damage checkpoint signaling; microtubule cytoskeleton organization; protein phosphorylation
Cellular component (GO): cytoplasm
Molecular function (GO): ATP binding; protein serine/threonine kinase activity; tau-protein kinase activity
Source: RefSeq, a predicted model, not a curated record
GCAACGCUAAGGAUGACCGCUGCCGAUAAAACCUCAAAGAAGAAGAAGUGGAAGCGGAAGUGACGAGCAUGUCGGAAGUUAUCGCCAGCGAAAACAACAACGCGCCAAAUUUGUGCUGAAGUCACUGCAGUCGCUGCCUGAAACACAUGAAAAAGUUUGUCGAGUAAAUUUGCAAAACGCGGCUGGCUGAGGAAGACAGGUAGCAUGGCGGUACCUUUUGUGCAGGACUGGGACCUUGUUCAGACACUGGGAGAAGGAGCCUACGGAGAGGUGAGGCUGCUGGUGAACAGGCAGACGGAGGAGGCAGUUGCAGUGAAGGUGAUCGAUACCUCCCAGGCUAAAGAGUGUGCUGAAAAUGUCAAGAAGGAGGUCUGCGUCCAUAAGAUGCUCAAUCACCCCAACAUUGUACGGUUUUUUGGCCAUCGGAAGGAAGGGCCGACUGUGUACCUCUUCCUGGAGUACUGCACCGGUGGAGAGCUUUUCGACCGAAUCGAGCCUGAUGUGGGAAUGGCAGAAAAAGAUGCUCAUAGAUUUUUCCAGCAGCUCAUAGCAGCUGUGGAGUACCUCCACAGUGCUGGCAUUACCCACAGAGACAUAAAGCCGGAGAACAUUUUGCUGGAUGACAAAGAUAACCUGAAGCUGACAGAUUUCGGCCUGGCCACGAUGUUUCGUUUCAAAGGACGAGAACGUCUUCUAUGUAGACUCUGUGGGACGCUUCCAUACGUGGCUCCGGAGCUUCUCAGCCAAACGGAGUACAAAGCUCAGCCGGCGGAUAUCUGGGCUUGUGGGAUAGUCCUCACGGCCAUGCUGGCUGGAGAGUUACCAUGGGACCAGCCCACUGAGACCUGUCAAGAGUACUCAGAUUGGAUUCAAAAGAAAACCUAUCUACCUCCUUGGAAGAAAAUACAACCAGUGCCUCUUAGUUUGUUGUCCAAAUUACUGCUGGCCAGUCCAGAUGCACGCAUCAGCAUCACAGACAUACAGAAAGACCGCUGGUUUACUCAAGCUGUAAAACAGCCACCAGGUUCUCUGGGCUCAGGAGGAAACAAACUUCUUCGAUCAGAUGUGGGACUCAAAUCCCGUUCCAACAGUGAUGACAGGAUGCAGUUUUCCAGCUCUCAGCCUGACCUCGCAGCAGGUGGCUGGGAAGCCAUGUUGUUAAUCAGUCAGACUGACGGUCAAGUCAGCUUCUCCCAGCCGACCAAGCCGGAGCACAUGCUGCUGGGUAGUCAACUACUGGGCACGCCAGGAGCCAGUCAGUCGCCGUGGCAGAGAUUAGUGCGGAGAAUGACGCGUUUCUUCACUGCUGUGAAUGCUGAUGCAUCAUUAUCUGCCCUGAAAGACACCUGUGACGGACUGGCACUUGGCUUCAAGCUCACCUGCGCCAAACAGGUGACGGUGAGCACCCUGGACAAGCGCAAUAACAAGCUCAUCUUCAAAGUCCAUUUGCUAGAGAUGAAUCAGAGAGUGCUGCUGGACUUCAGACUGUCUAAGGGUGACGGUCUGGAGUUUAAACGUCUCUUUGUGAAGAUAAAACAGAAGCUUGGCGACAUCAUCAGCACUCAGAAGGUUUUACUUCCCGUCACAUGAGCAGCUUCGUCCUCACAGUUUCUGGUGUCUACUGCCAUUGACAUUGGAGAGAAAACCUGUAUAUAUUUAUUUGUUCUACUGAUGUUUUAAAUGUGUUCUGUUGUUUUCUGUCUGUGUUCUGGUUCUUGUUUUCAUUUACUUCUAUUAUGUGAGAGAAGUGGCUGCAACGACCUUGGUCAUUGCAGCCACUUCUCACUUGUUAAAGGAGCAAUAAUGUUGUUUGCUGUUAGAAUCAGAACAAGAUCAAAACCUGUGUGUGUCUGUGUGUCUGCGUCUCCAUGUUCUGUCUAUGAAAAGGCUGAUUGUUGAUGAUACAGUCCGAAGUCUUGAAUAAAUUAUCGAAAGACCAACAUUGCAAACUAAA